Molecule: messenger RNA, 1121 nt
Organism: Capsicum annuum
Lineage: Eukaryota; Viridiplantae; Streptophyta; Magnoliopsida; Solanales; Solanaceae
Product: cyclin-dependent kinase inhibitor 3
Exons: 3
Coding region: 131-778 (215 amino acids)
Biological process (GO): negative regulation of cyclin-dependent protein serine/threonine kinase activity
Cellular component (GO): nucleus
Molecular function (GO): cyclin-dependent protein serine/threonine kinase inhibitor activity
Source: RefSeq, a predicted model, not a curated record
CUUUACCUAAAAACAGAACUCAUCACACACUUUUUCUCUUCCGUUCCCCUCCCCCCUCUUUGUUUUCCAUCCUCUCCCCCUUCCCCAUUUACAAAUCAAACCCUUUCCCUCUCUUCUUCAUUUCAAAAUCAUGGGAAAAUACUUGAGAAAAGCUAAAAUCACAGGCGAUGUGGCAGUGAUGGAGGCCACUACUCUUGGUGUUCGCACCAGAGCAAGAACCCUAGCCCUUCAGCGUCUUCAAUCUUCCUCCUCUCCUUCCCCUUCCCCUUCCCCUCCACCGUCCUCUGCUUCUGACUCUUGUUACCUUCAACUUCGUUCUCGCCGCCUUCAGAAAUCCACCCCACUCCCUCACCCCCACACUACUGAGGUCUCUAAGGAACACCCUGAAUCUGUCAAGUCUGGCUCUGUUGGAUCCGUUUCAAUUACCCAAAAUGAUGGGUUUUCUCAAGUUCAGAACAGAGGUCGGGUAACAGAGUAUGUAAAUGAUUUUGGUGCUGAAAUCUCAUUUGGCGGCAAUACUCUUGAUUUUGAACGCAGCGAUAGCACUAGAGAAAGCACACCUUGCAGCGUGGUGAGGGAGGCGGAUGCUAUGGUCAACCCUGGUUCUGCAACAAGGCUUGCAGACUCAAGCGCAACAGCUCAAAUAACAAGGAACUCUAUCCUUAGCAAUAUCCCUUCAGCUCAUGAAAUCGAGGAAUUUUUCACAUUUGCUGAGCAGCAACAGCAGCGCCUUUUUAUGGAGAAGUAUGUAGCAUUCAAAUACAUGGUACAACUUUGAUGUGGCAAAUGAUUUACCGCUUUCUGGCCAGUAUGAAUGGAUUAGGGUGAAUCACUGAGCUGGGGCUGAUUAUUUUUCCCUAGUAGAUCUAAAUUUGGAAUGGUGGUGUGAAGACUGGAUAUUUUAUGUGCCCCCUUCCCCGCCAAACUAAAUUAUUGUAUAAAGAGAGGUGUAGUUUUAGUUCUGUUAGAUGAAAGAAUUACACAUGACCAACAAUUUGGAAGUAGAAUAGGCAUAAAUUGUCGAUUAGGCUUUGACCGUCUUUGUAACUUGCAAGGUGACAUAGCCAACACCUUAUGUACCCUGUGUUCCUUUUUUCUAGUAAUCUAUUUAGGAUUUAUCA